Ectocarpus sp. CCAP 1310/34 is the source of this 1270-nucleotide messenger RNA. NCBI's taxonomy places the organism in Eukaryota, Phaeophyceae, Ectocarpales, Ectocarpaceae. The record is from the annotation of a GenBank genome assembly.
UCGCCAUCACACGUUCUGGCGUUGAGCGGGGUAAAAGCACAUCAUUGUAACAACAGCAGCGGCACCAACAUGGAUGACGAGGAGCCAGUAGACCCCUUGACAAAAAUCCGUGCAACCUGCGCCGAGACCACGGCGUGCGCGGCGGCGAUGAGCGAGUACAAGGCGUGUGUUGAACGGGUCAUCAGCAAGGGCUUCGGCACGUGCGAGCCAUGGUUCUUCGACUACAUAUCCUGUGUCGACAAAUGCGCCGCUCCCAAGAUCAUGAAAGUCACGAAGUGAUCGAUCGCUCCGUAGCCCCUAGGCUUCAAGGGAGCAAGCAGCACGCCUCCUCAGCGCUGCUUAGGCGACCCGCGCGGCGGCGCGCGGGGCGUGGGGGGAAGUACUCGGUUCCGCUGGGGGCUUCAGGGUGGCGGGGUUUGGUUGGAUUAGUCGGCGUGCGUUGAUUUCCUGAAUGGGCACACGCUGGGUAUAGUUUGUAGCAUGCGGAAGCCACGGCAGUCAUGCGGCUGAUGGCGGGGGNGGGGGGGGGGGGGGGGGGGGGGGGGGGGGGGGGGGGGGGGGGGGGGGGCUGCAGUUGAGGGUCACCAACCAUUUCGUUUGCCCCGUGACCCGGCACCCUUGCCGGACAAUGGGAUGAGAUGUGGCAUGUUACUUUCUGGAGGGCGGGAGAGAAAAACAUGAUAGGGUGGGUUAAAAAAUGGGGUACGCCGCGCCAGCGCCCGCGAAAGAGAGGGCAAGAGUUUGUUUGAUUAGAGAUCAAUUGUGCUUCUUUGGUGGAUCGGCGCCACACGCAUUUUUUCGAGGGAGGGCGGCAAGGGUUCUCACCCACAACUAGUCCUGUCUAAUGUGUGCUCUCGAGGGAUUUUGGGAUGGAGAGAUCCUGUGUUAUUUUUUGUUUUUGCUGUCAGGAGGAGUGGCGAAAGUCUCGGGUCGGCGGGCGAACGCUAAUCUAAUCUACCGGAUCCACAUUCAUGAAAGAUGUUGUGAGAGUGUCUGCGGGGGUUGGGUGCGGGUUCCGACACCUGCCAGAUACCACCGUUUUGGGGUGGGGAAGCAAACGUUCACUGCAUGGUGCUCACGCCGGAGGGUCAAAAGUACGCGGUCGGCGGCCGCAGUGCUCUUGCGCCCGGCUUGUUCGGUGUGCUCGCUUGGACGAGAGCAAAAUCAAUGGGAACAGACUUGGGAACAGCUCGAAAUGUCACAUGCGCUCAUCGAAGCGGCGAUGGUACCGGGCGCGGCCGUCGAAGAGUACGUCUGCAGGUGCAUGCGG